AUGAAACUCAACAACGGGCACUCAGUCACCAGUGCCGUGCUUGCACGCUACCUCGCAUGGCUCCCUGAACAAGAUGAAUCGUCCAUAACGAAGCUUCUGAACCCAGAUGAUCCUCAGGACGUACCACGAGCCGUCGAACUGAUGCAAGCCAUCAUCUCCCUUUCCAAACUCAAAGUCGACACUAUCUCUGGUGACGUUGGCAUGUGUGCUGACAUGGCGGCAAUCAAAGCUCUAGGCGCCAUCUUAGAAUCUCUACUCCUCCCUUUUAUCGACAUCACGCUCUCGCUCCAAGAACAAGUCGCGCACCUCAGCCGCUAUGCUCACCUCACCUUCACGUUCUUCCGACUUCAUCAGUCAUCUUUCAUGCCACACGUCCUUUACUACGACUCGCAGACAAUGGUCAAGAACGCGUGUUUUUGCAUCGCCAAACAGCAAAAGCUUGACGGCUCACAAGGGUUUUGGCUCAUACAGUCCGGCGACGAUCGUCUUGAGAAGCUGUUCGGCAUCACGCGUAUGAAGGGGCAGCAUAAUUCUGCCAUGAACUACUCACAAGCACUCGAUCGAAUUGGCGCUGCCAAAGAUAUCAACACCGUCUUCAAGAGACACCCAGACCUUGAAUCUGGCUCCCGACGGCUCAAACUCACGUGUGUCGAAGGUCUUGACCACAUUCGGCGGGACUUAUGGGUUGGAGAUGUAGUUGCCUCCCACUGUGACCUACCGUCUGCUUGGAAACAUGGUCGUGAGAUGGCGUUGACUGUUCUCGCUGAUGCUCAUGUCCCUGCAGUAUGCUGCGCAUUUGAGAUCUUUUUUUCGGAGCCAGGCUGUGACCUGAUGCGCCCUUGGGGGGAAACAAAUAUUUAG
Molecule: messenger RNA, 861 nt
Organism: Suillus clintonianus
Lineage: Eukaryota; Fungi; Basidiomycota; Agaricomycetes; Boletales; Suillaceae
Exons: 1
Coding region: 1-861 (286 amino acids)
Source: RefSeq, a predicted model, not a curated record